This is a messenger RNA of Hansenula anomala, 765 nucleotides long. RefSeq lists its product as uncharacterized. Gene Ontology annotation, biological process: negative regulation of protein binding; regulation of ERK1 and ERK2 cascade; negative regulation of SCF-dependent proteasomal ubiquitin-dependent catabolic process. The transcript has a single exon. Lineage: Eukaryota; Fungi; Ascomycota; Saccharomycetes; Phaffomycetales; Wickerhamomycetaceae. The record is from RefSeq and is a predicted model, not a curated record. Gene Ontology annotation, cellular component: nucleoplasm; cytoplasm. Bases 1 to 765 code for a protein of 254 amino acids. Gene Ontology annotation, molecular function: F-box domain binding.
AUGAUUGAUCAAUUCCAUAGUAAACAUGCUUUAGCAAACACUUUGAACCAAUUACAACCUCAAAAAUUAAGCACCAAUGUAUGGCUAGGUCCAUUAAACUCUAUCGCGCAAAAUGAUUUUUUGUCAACAAACAAUAUUAAAUACAUUUUUGGUAUAAUGCCAUCUCAAAAAUGUUGUUAUUAUUUGAAAAAUUUCACAAAUGAUUCAAGUUGUUGUGUUUCUAUUGAUCCAAAUUUUAAUACUCAAAAAUUAACAGAAGAUGAAGGUGAACUAAUCAUGAAUUUCAAUACAAAAUUUUCAAAUAGCGUGUCUUUUGUCAGUGAUAAAAGGAUAAAUAAUGCAAUAAUAACCAAUUUAGAUUUCCAAAAAAUGCUUGAAGACUUCCUUUAUUUGAUCCGCUCUAUUCAAGAAAAAGAUUCACAGUGUGGGAUUUUGUUGUUUUCACUAAAUGGUAAUGAUAAUUUGUUGUCAACUUUUGCCAUGUCUUACAUAAUGGAUUCUCAUAAUUGUGAUGUUACAAGUGGAUUUAGUUAUUUGAAAUCAGUUAGACCAAGUAUAAUUGAUUUUGAUGAAUAUGGGUUUUAUGCUAGUGAAUUAUUAAAAUUCCAAAUGAACAACAGAGCUAGAAAACAAUUUGGCGGGUCCAAUAACGCUAGUACUCCAGGUUCUGCUGAAAAGGCUAAAAGAUCAGUUGCUGAUGCGCUUGAUGAUGAAGAUCAAGAGUAUCAUGAUAAUUCAAGAAGUGCAAAGAGAAUUAUAACCUAG